Messenger RNA from Durusdinium trenchii, 2519 nucleotides. The record is from the annotation of a GenBank genome assembly. NCBI's taxonomy places the organism in Eukaryota, Dinophyceae, Suessiales, Symbiodiniaceae.
CCUCUGUCCUAGAAAAGUUUAAGGGUAGGAACAUUCCUUUUCGAAGCCAUGGCCCGCCAACGAGCUGGUCAAUCACGCUUCAAACUGUUAGUUGCUAUUGUGAUUGUCGUGCUGUGCUUCUUGCACCUGCCAAUCAACGGCUCGCAAACUCUAGCAGUACCAGGUUCAGGCAGAGAAACUACUAGAGCAAGCCUAGAGAAGUUGACAGUGAGAAAACUGAAGACAAAGCUGCACGAGAAGGGUUUGAAGGUGUCAGGGCGAAAAGCAGACCUUGUGGAGCGGCUGGUGAAAUACACGGCAAUGGAGUCAAUGGAGAUAAAGAGGGUGAGAAGUGGCAAACGUGAGACUCCAGAAGCACUGAAACUCGCUGACCCUGCUACCGAUGUCUUCAUCCCUUUGGACGAAACAGUUCAACAGCUUGAAGCUCUGUUGCAAAAGAAGAGGGUUGUUUUCAUUCGUGCUGGUGUGGCUAGCGGCAAGUCUACGUUAGCAAAAUAUCUCUGUACAGUACAACCAUCCAAGUAUUUGCAAGUCGUUGCCCCUGGGAAUGCAACCUCUCAGCACUGGCAGAGAAGGUUCAGGGCAGCUUUGGAGAACGAGCCUGCCGCUCCUGAUGUAGCGAAACGAAGCAUCGAAGAUGCAGUCAAAUAUGUACAUGACAAUGAUCGGGUGCUGGUCUUUGAUGAGUGCCACUUGCUCUUCAGUUGUCCGGACUUCUUAAACAUGUUCUUGAAACCUGGACACCUACUGCAGCCUCCCAUGAUGUUGUUGCUAUCAGCUGCAUCUGAAGCUGUGGACAUGCAUGGAGCUAUCUCACAAACACCUGCGGAAAUUACUGGAAAAUACAUGUGGACGCCCCCAAUUCCACAUGCCAAAGCUCUUGUUAAUCAACUUGCCCAGGCUGAUGUGUAUUUGUCUGAAACAGCCAUUGAUUUCUUUAUGAACCUUUGUGACACAGAGGUAUUUUCAUGAGAGCCAUGGAAUGGGUGCAGGAAAAGCAGAGCAGGAACAGCGCUCCGUGGAAUUUGACUCGCGCCCUUGGGGAGGCUAGCCUAGCAUGGGACACAGAGAAUUGGAUUCAUGCCCCAGAUGAUAGCUUGAUGAGGAAACUUCAGGCUAGUCGGGCCAUUCGUGUGAACGGGCGUUUUGCAAGCUUGGAGAACGUACCAGAACAAUUUAUGAAAGUCUUGUGCGAGGGUCCAACUGAUGAUAUCGCAAUAUCUCUCCGCCGCGAGCUCACAAUUUGUGGUUUUGUACUUCCUGCUCAAGACAAGAUGGAGGCGGAGCAAAAUGAGUUUCAGCGACUGGAUUGGGCAGACGUGGGGAGAAAGUAUUGCGUCGCCAAUUACCUGAUGGCUUCCUAUUACCGCUCAGUGCUUGCAGUCAAGCGGCAGCUGACAGUGGAUGUAGACAGAAACCCAGUUUCUUGCACAGAUCUGCUUUUGCGAGCGCUGCCAUAUUUGCUUUUUGCAGAUGUGGUGGUGGCCACAAUAGGGAAAGAUAAUGUUCUACCUGAUGUUUCACAAGAGCAGCUCCCAUUUGAGGUUCAUUACACCUUUGCUUUAAUUCGCGUGUUGAAGCGCUUGGGAUUUCGAACCGUAAGUAGUUUGGAGAGCCCACGUAUGGGGAAGGUUGACAUCUAUUGUACAAUACCGGACGGUUCAACUUUCGCCAUUGAAGCGGUCAUGGCUGCCCGCAGAGCAGCUGAAAUUAAAAAACAUCGAAAUCGCUUUAAGAAUGUGUCGAAGACAAACUACGCAAGUGCCAAGCACAAGUGUUUGCUAAUCAUUGGAAGGAAGGGCCACCAAUUGAGAAAACUUGUGCAAGACACGUGGGGUGGUAUAGAGGGUAUAGAGAUUGUUGGACUUGCUGCCAAUUCAGCACACACCGGCUACCAUGUCUAUGUCAAGCAGCAAGAGCAGCAAGGUAAGGAAGUCUUGGACUUCUACAUCCCAUGUGAUGGAGUUGCAAGGAGCUUUUCCUUCAAGGAUGAAGAACCAUUCUUUGAGAUCAGUUCUGCCCAGAAGUUCAAAUCCAUUCAGCCAGGCCCCGCCACUGGAACCUAGACCAAAGCCGUUUGGGUGAGGCAAUUGCAGAAGGACGGUGAUACAUUCGAGCAGAUUGGCAACCCGUUCAAAGUCACCGGAGAGCUGGCAGACGUGGAUGACCUUAAGAAAGCAAUUAAGGCAGAGAAGCCGAACAAAGUGAAGUGUGAUGCAGAUGAAAUUGAUAUUUUUAGCCAACAGGAUGGAAGUUGGAUUAGAGAAGAAAAGAUGUCGGCAAGCCUUCGCGACACGGAUGAGACAGAUUGCUAUGGCUUCACAUUGCCAUCAGCGUGAGUGAAGCCAAUUGAGAGCAAGGGUUCCCAAUAGUUUCACCGAAUUCCAUCUUUGGAGUAAAUGUAGAGUGGAUGUCGCUGUGGCAUGACCGUGCAUCACUCACAAGAUUUGAGACUUGACACUGCGUUGACACUCUUGUCCAGCAGGUUGUGCACACAGCGGGUGAAGAAACAGUGAACC